AUGGCCGAAACAGGUACAGAAGAGGGUCAUUGGUCACUGUGCCAUCGGUGCCACCUUUUGGCUACCACCCUGAGACGCGUGGCCAAGCGACGACAGGUUGGUGCUCUUGCUGAGACACCGUCGCUGCUGCCGCUGCCGCCACCGCUGCCGCCGCUGCCGUCAGCAGUAGCACAACUAGGCCGGUUUGCAUUCAGCAACGGUCGUCUGUACUUAGUGUCGAAGCUGAACGUCGCGUCGCAUUGCCGCUGCCGCCGCCUCAGUCGUCGUCGUCGUCGUCGUCGAUCGGAUCGCUGCCGCCGCUGUUACAUAAUGGGGGUGGUUGACAGUAGGGAGGAUGAGGAGGACGAAAGGCGUUGGACCAGGCCAAACAUCGGCAAGGAAUCUGUCGUCUGGCGAGUGACCUCGUCCGCGGCCUCGACCUCCGUCUCCUCCGUCCUCGGAUUCUUACCUCUGCUGCUGCUGCUGCCACACAUCUGUUAUACCGGAGUCGCUUCAUCAGUGCUUCCUGGUACUCUCAUACGAGUGACCUUGGAGCACUUUCCGUUUCAUGUGGUGGACCUCGUUGUGACCUGUCCAGCUAUCGUAUCGCGCAAAUCGCCUUUGACCAGUGAUGCAGAAUCGCUCGGUCUUGGCGGAAACGCGAGUACACGUCGUCUCGAAAAUGGUGUGGAGACCUUGGCCUUGAGAGGCAGCCUGAGGGGUGGGCAUCGACAGUUCUCGAUCGCCGAGUUCCUGCCUGCUCAACCAUCAUCAGCCUUUUCUGAGGAAGGUUUCAUGAAGGUCAUUCUGAGGACCGACUGUUCGAACAACCGCACGGUAUGUUGUCAGAGCGUGGGCGGUGACACGACGGCGCAUGUCUACGAUCAAUAG
Molecule: messenger RNA, 870 nt
Organism: Soboliphyme baturini
Lineage: Eukaryota; Metazoa; Nematoda; Enoplea; Dioctophymatida; Soboliphymatidae
Source: the annotation of a GenBank genome assembly